AUGAAGCAUUUUAUCGUUUUUCUGAUUAUGUUAAUCAUCCUAAACUGUUAAGCAUAAUCUUUAGAGAGAACAUUAAGAUAACGGUAUUAGCAGAAGUAGCUUGUCAAUUAAAUGACAUUUACAUAAAAUUAGUAUUAAACCCGACUAUUAUAAUAAGAUAAAGAUGAUUUAAUCGAACAUUAAGAAAAAACAUAAAAUGGUGAAAUGCUUGGAAAUCAAGAGGAUUAGAGAAUUAAAGUUAAGAAAAUUGUUAAGAAGAGAAGGAUUAUCCUUAAACCCAUACCUACUCCAUAAAAUGAGAAAGAAAUUCAUACAAAAAAAAGAAAGCUUCAUAAAAAAAUUUUAAAGUGCAAAAAAAUUAUACAGGAUUGA
Messenger RNA from Paramecium sonneborni, 372 nucleotides. The record is from the annotation of a GenBank genome assembly. Lineage: Eukaryota; Ciliophora; Oligohymenophorea; Peniculida; Parameciidae.